This is a messenger RNA of Cannabis sativa, 2173 nucleotides long. RefSeq names its product pentatricopeptide repeat-containing protein At3g62470, mitochondrial. The record is from RefSeq and is a predicted model, not a curated record. The coding region runs from base 167 to 2044 and encodes 625 amino acids. Gene Ontology annotation, molecular function: protein binding. The transcript has a single exon. NCBI's taxonomy places the organism in Eukaryota, Viridiplantae, Streptophyta, Magnoliopsida, Rosales, Cannabaceae.
AGACCCAAACUAAAAGAAACAACCUUUAAGCUUAGCUUCUAAAUCUCAUCGGAGAAGACGAAUUCCGUUAUGGUUGGAUAACACAAUCAUCAAUUACUUCACUCACAGGUAUGAAUUCAUACAUUAAUUAUAAGAUUAGGGUUUAGAGAAACAACCGUUGAUACUGAUGAUUUUUGUAAAAAGUUCGAAACUUUUAUUGAAUUCGAGUUGUGUAAGAAGAAGAAGUACUACAUUACUAUUCAUCACUAACAAUGGAAAUCGAAGAACGAGACCAGAAAAACGAUACCCUCGAGGAAAAGUCGCCGACUUUGUUUGUGGUGGCUCUCUGUCCCUGUUUGGUGUGUUUCAUUCUUCUCCUUUUUGUAAUUUUUAUAGUUCUUAUAGUCAAAUUCCAUAUUCUUUGUCAUACACCGCUUCACUCUGUACUAUACAAGAGAAAAUGUUGAUACCAAUUUCAAAUUUGAGAGCUUUAAGGGAGAAUUUGGGUGAUUUUGAUUGUAGUUAUAGGAGAUUUUCUAGUGUUUGUUGUGAUAGUGAAAUUGGGGAUGAAGUUGAGAAUUUUGAUGAUGAUAAUGAUGAUGAGAAAAAUGAGGUUUUGGUUGUUGAAUCUAGUGCUGAUCCUAUGGAAGUUGAUCGUGUAUGUAAGGUGAUUGAUGAAUUGUUUGAAUUAGAUAGGAAUAUGGAAGCUGUUCUUGAUGAGUUUGGGAUUAGUUUGUCACAUGAUUUUGUUGUUGAUGUGUUGGAAAGGUUUAAACAUGCUCGAAAACCGGCUUUUAGAUUCUUUUGUUGGGCUGGGGGUAAGCCGGGAUUCGCCCAUGAUUCGAGGACUUAUAAUUCGAUGAUGAGUAUAUUAGGGAAGACUAGACAGUUUGAGACUUUGGUGUCUAUGUUGGAAGAAAUGGGAGAGAAAGGUUUGUUAACAAUGGAGACUUUUAUGAUUGCUAUUAAGGCUUUUGCCUCUGCUAAGGAGAGGAAAAAGGCGGUCGGGAUGUUUGAGUUGAUGAAGAAGUAUAAGUUUAAAGUUGGAGUGAACACUAUCAAUUGUUUGCUUGAUACUCUUGGAAGGGCUAAGCUUGGUAAAGAAGGGCAAGCACUUUUCGAGAAGUUGAAAGGGAGGUUUACUCCGAAUUUACAGACUUAUACCGUAUUGCUUAAUGGAUGGUGUAGGUUGAAGAAUUUGAUAGAGGCCGGGAAGUUGUGGAAUGAGAUGAUUGAUCUCGGUUUUAAGCCUGAUAUUGUUGCUCAUAAUGUGAUGUUAGAAGGGCUGUUGAGAAGUAGGAAGAGGUCUGAUGCAAUUAAGUUGUUCGAGGUGAUGAAGGCAAAAGGCCCUGUGCCUAAUAUGAAGAGCUAUACGAUUUUAAUUCGGGAACUUUGUAAGCAAGGAAAGAUGAGGGAAGCAGUUGCAUAUUUUGAUGAUUUGAUCGAAUCUGGGAACCAGCCUGAUACUGCUGUGUACACAUGUUUGAUAACAGGUUUCGGAAAUUUGAAAAAUAUGGAUAUGGUUUAUGAAUUGUUGAAAGAGAUGAAGGAGAAAGGUUGCACACCUGAUGGGAGAUUCUACAAUGCCUUGAUCAAGUUGAUGACAAGCCGAAAAAUGCCCGACGAGGCAGUUGGGGUGUACAAGAGAAUGGUACAGAGUGGUGUUAAGCCAUCAAUUCACACUUACAACAUGAUUAUGAAGUCUUAUUUUAUAACAAGAAAUUUCGAAAUGGGUCAAUCUGUAUGGGAUGAGAUGAUUGAAAAGGGGUUUUGCCCUGAUUGUAAUUCUUAUACUGUUUUCAUUGGAGGGUUUAUAAGACAGGGAAAAUCAGGAGAGGCUUGUAAAUAUUUGGAAGAAAUGUUAGAGAAAGGAAUGAAAGCUCCCCAACUCGAUUACAACAAGUUCGCAGCCGAUUUCUCGAGAGCGGGGAAGCCCGACAUCCUUGAAGAAUUGGCUCAGAAAAUGAAGUUUGCAGGCAAGUUUGAAGUUUCAAAUGUUCUUGCAAGAUGGGCUGAGAUGAUGAGGAAAAGGGUUAAGAAGAGAGAUCCUAUUAAAGUUGGGUAGCAAGUGUAUCUAAUUUUUUUAUUUUUUUUUUGUAAACAAAUUUAUGUAUUUUACAACUUGUGUAAUGUAAUACAAUUGUCAAUUUUUUUAAUUAAUAUUUUGCUGAUUAUUUUAUUUUAUGAACUACAA